Astrephomene gubernaculifera is the source of this 2693-nucleotide messenger RNA. The record is from the annotation of a GenBank genome assembly. NCBI's taxonomy places the organism in Eukaryota, Viridiplantae, Chlorophyta, Chlorophyceae, Chlamydomonadales, Astrephomenaceae.
CUCGCAGACGUCGCAGUGCUCGUUCCGUAUCCUGACGUACAUAAUAGUCGGUGAAGCUUCUGCUUCCGGUUCGCACCGUGCCUGCAUUCGCACAGACAUAGUAGACAUUGAGCGGUUGAAUCCCUUUCGGACGGAAACUUCAAAAGCUAGACACACAUGUAGUUAGGAAAAGUCAUAGCCUUUUUCUUGCAAACUAACCUCGCUCUUGUGAAUAUUGAAACAUCCAUACAUCGUGAUGUAGACACUCUGGACAUGGAUUUCAAGCUUUAGUUAUGACAUAGGAACGGACACCUAUUCGCUAUGGUAGACCCUAGCGAUUAUACUGCUGCUGAACACGGCCAGGGAGGAUUAGCCAAAAGCUCUGGCCAUAAUGGGCAGCAGGCCACACCUCUUCGGUCCAUUUGGCUCGAAGCAUUCAACGACCCUGUGGCCGGCAUUACAGCCUACACGCCUUGCGUGCAUACUUGUAACCUGUUUGGCGACGGGGACAAUCGGUUAGUUAUCGCUGACGAGGAUCGGAAGCUAAAGGUAUGGAAAGGCACUCAGAAGGCUUCGGAGCACCAGCUGCUGGACACUCCGGUCGCGAUUUGCAGCUACAUUUCAGAAAACACGGCACCACGACUGCCAGCUCUUGCCGUGGCUGCUGGCUCCAACAUCUACAUCUACCGCAACCUGCGCCCCUACUACAAGUUCCCGCUGCCCCCGGAGAAUGUCAACACGGAGGAGCAGGACGUGUGGCAGAAGGUGAUGGAUGGUGAGAUCGUGAUUGGGGAGGCGGUGGCGCAGCUGACCCGGCUGCAGGACGCCGGCGUGGUGCUCCAGACUCGCUCGCUGCAGCUGAUGAACAUCGGCGACCCGGACGCCAAGAUGGCGUUCGUGGAGCACUGGCAGGGGCAGCCGCUGGUGAGCACCACCGUCAUUACAUGCAUGGACGUGGUGAAGCAGGCAAUUGACGAGCCCGACGCCGUGAGCUGCCUGGUGGUGGGCACCGAGAGCGGCCGCAUCCUCAUCCUCAACGCGGCAGGCAACGCAAUCGUGAAGAACAUCUGGGUGGGGAUCACACCCGCCAUGAUUGCCGUACAGGGCGAGUUGGACGUGGGUUACCGCAUCACGGUGGCGGGUCGCGACGGCAAGCUGUACCACAUCCGCAACGGGGAGCUGACGCAGACCAUCAUCCAGCUGGAGGCGCAACCCGUGGGGCUGGUCCGGCUGCUGAAGCACGUGGCGGUGGGCUGCAUGAACGACGUCAUCCACGCCUACCAGCCCACCGGACACAAGUCCUGGUCCAUCUACCUGCCAGCUCACAUCCUGGCCAUGCAGCGAAUGGAGGUGGCGGGGCAGCGGGGGACAAAGGCGCUGCUGGUGGCGCUGGCGAAUGGCGAGGUGCGUGUGUACAACGAGAAGCUGCUGGUGAGUGUGCAUUCCGUGCCCAACCCCGUCACCGCGCUGUGGUUCGGGCGCUACGGGCGGGAGGACAACACGCUGCUGGCCAUCACAAAGAGCGGCGCGCUGGACAUUAAGAUCCUGCCCCGCACCGCCAACCUGGAGGUGGGGGCGGUGGGCGGCGGACCGCCACCCGAGCAGGAGAUCCCGCUGGCAGUGCCCAAGAAGACCCGCCUGUACGUGGAGCAAACGCAGCGCGAGCGGGAGCAGGCUGCCGACAUGCACCGCACCUUCCAACGCGACCUAGCCAAGCUGCGCCUCACCACCGCCCGCGCCUACGUCAAGGUGCUCACGGACGGCCAGGGCGCCGCCGCCUUCACCACCAGCACCAACCUCUCCCUCUCCCUCAGCGUUGCGGGGCUGGGCCCCCGCUUCCGGCUGUCUCUGCUGCUGCGCAACGACGGCGGGCGGCAGAUGCUGGACGUGCCGGUGGUACUGCGGGCGGACCCGGGGCUGUACGCGCUGGGGCGCAGCCAGUUCGUGGUGCCGCUGCUGGUGCCGGGGCUGCAGUACACGUUCGAGGUCCCCGUGACGGCCCUGGACCCGCAGGCUGGCGCCAGCAACGUGACGGUGCUGCUGCUGGCACCGGGCGGCACCCCCAGCAGCGCGCCCCUGCUGCAGGCCACCAUCAAGAUGCCGCUCAGCGAGCCGGAGGAGGUGUGAGGGGCGGACGGAGCGGGGGGGAGCUGGGCGGCAGGGCAGGGCACCGUCACAUGGACCCACAUGGCUGGGUUGCGUGAAACGUGUGUGUUUCAUGGUUUCAGCAGCUCUGGGUUGCAGAUGCCGUACAGGAUAUCGGGCAGGACCAGGCGAACAACAUGGCAGGGGCGUCACACAGCGGGAAACACCGGUUGCGUGAUCUUUUCAGUUUGGUUUUGGCUUGGUGUAAUGUUCAGGGAGGUUCAUCUGGAGGUGGUGAGGUUUCCGGGCUUGUGCGCUGCUUGCGAAUGACGCUGGCGCUGCUGAUUCAUUGGAGCACGAGUCGACUGGUUGGUCAAGAAGCAGGCUCUGUGCCUGUCAUGGCAAGAUAGGGGAGGUCCGCGAUGUCGUACUUGGGGUGUACAACGUCGCUGUUUCACUUGAUUGGUUACCAUAUCGCUAUGGGGCUGUCAUGGAUUGAUGACGGCGGCGACACUUACUGAGCGCAAGCACGGUGCUUCACGCUUACCGUUGCGCUGGUUUUCGGUGCACUAACAUUUAACUGUGCUGUGUGACUGGCGUCCCAGCAUGCAAGCGGAGGCAACACAUGC